CCAUGCAGUACGGCGAGCGCCAUCUCUUCCCAUUGGUCGGUGGACCAUGGCCGUGCAGCUUGGAGAUGCUCGCCAUGUGGUUCUGGACUUGUGUGUGUGCAGUCGGGAGAGCGCCAUCUCCAUCUCUUCCCGUGUGGUCCGUCAACCAUGGGGUUCUGGAGGUACCUUCUGAAGAAGAACCUUGAUGCCCGGUGGCUGCAAGGGUUCCCUUGCGCCGUGUUUGCGAUCGGCGAUUCAGGCUACCAGGGGUUGCUGCAAAGAAGCUCCGUACAAGGCUUUCACAGCUUGGUGCAAAAUCGAUCAGUGAUUGUAUUGGGAGAUGAUCAAGACUCUUCAGGAUAUGAAAAAGCUCUAGGUCCUUGGCUGCUGUCUUUCUGGAAAUCACUGAAUCGAACAAAUCCGUCGCUUUUACCAAGAAUUCAGGCUCGUCCGCGGGCACUCAGACGAGCGUCCAAGCACUCCGAUGAGUGUCCGUGCACAUCAGCGCCUCUACCACAAACAUUCAGAAAAAAGAGGAUUCCCCUAGUGUGGAAAAUGGAUAGCUCUAGAAUCUACUCCUCACAAUGGUUAUAUGCUGCUUUCAACUUCUCUGUGUACUGAGUUGUAUUUUGUGUGUGGAUGAUUGUAACAUGGAGACAGAAGAAAA
Triticum dicoccoides is the source of this 646-nucleotide messenger RNA. Its product is annotated as NADPH-dependent diflavin oxidoreductase 1-like. The transcript has 4 exons. NCBI's taxonomy places the organism in Eukaryota, Viridiplantae, Streptophyta, Magnoliopsida, Poales, Poaceae. The coding region runs from base 148 to 600 and encodes 150 amino acids. The record is from RefSeq and is a predicted model, not a curated record.